UUCAAAGCUUGGCUGUUCUGGUGACGAUUCACGCGCUAGUUCCACUCUAGCUAGCUAAAAUGGCGUUCACAUUCGCGGCCUUUUGUUAUAUGCUUGCGCUAUUGCUUACAGCGGCUCUCAUCUUCUUCGCCAUCUGGCACAUAAUCGCUUUUGAUGAACUGAAGACUGACUACAAGAACCCUAUAGAUCAAUGCAACACGUUAAACCCGACAGUUGAGAGGGUGAAAAAGAUUAAAAGGGUCAGGCUUGCCCUGAAGCUGGUGCUGCCAGAGUACCUCAUCCACGUGUUCUUCUGUGUGAUGUUCCUGUGUGCCGCCGAGUGGCUCACACUUGGACUCAACAUGCCCCUGCUGGCCUAUCAUGUCUGGAGGUACAUGUCUCGCCCUGUGAUGAGUGGUCCUGGUCUCUAUGACCCCACCACCAUAAUGAAUGCUGAUAUUCUGGCAUACUGUCAGAAAGAAGGCUGGUGUAAACUUGCCUUCUACCUCCUCUCAUUCUUCUACUAUCUUUAUGGGAUGAUCUACACGUUGGUGAGCUCUUAGAGCGGACGCCGUGGGUCUGGAGAGAUGUGCAUGCAGGAAUGUGAGGCGCAUCUGCCUAGCUGAAUUCGGACUUUGGCCAUCUCUCCUAGCGCACUCCGGUUCUGUCCCAAACGGACAUCCUGCUCUCUAUACCCUAUUUCCCCCCCUAGGGCUGAUACAGGACACCAACAGCCAUCAGUACAGCAGCCUGCCCUGCCCCACUCCCACACACCCCACUACAUGAACUGUUCCACUCUCUCAGAAACUCCCCUCUCCUUAUUGCAUUUUUUUUUUUCAUUUUUUAAAAAUGCUAUUUUUUGCUAAGUUUUUUUUCCCUUCUUUUUGAUGUUUACUAAAUAUUUUUCAUGAUUUUAUAACUUCAGAUAGACAUUGAAGUUAAUUUUUAAAUAACUAUGGUUUGUGUGCCAAGUUGUUAUGUUUUAAACCAGAUGUGUUGGUUUCACCUGUCAGAUCGUAGAAUGCUUUGUGCUAAAGUUGGCAUUUUGCACUAGGCUUAAGAGUGCAGCACUUUUGCCAUUUUGCAGGAUAGCAGACAUGGGUAGAAAUUUGCAUGCUCAUGACCUUAGGCCUCUCAAAGUGCAAUUCUACCAAACUGAAAUGCUCUAUCCUCUUAAAUUAUCCAAACCUUGAUUCAGAUUUGUUGGUCAUUACACCAUCGUUAUCCUUUUUGUAUUGUCCUACUAGAUUUCACAGGAGUGCUUCACUUCAGAUACAGAUGCAGUUCUUUGGCAGGUGCCGUUGCACCAAUGCUGUUGGUGAAUGGGUGUGGUGGCAGUGAACCCUCCAGGCAGAGAGCCAGCAGGUUGAAGGGUUUUAUCUUUGCAGUUGCAACAUUGCAGCCUCAUGUAUGAAUCACAGGCCAGUAUCAGAUAAAGAACAUAACAAAUGUAUAGCAUCACAACAGUGGUGUCAGGUGGGGCUUUCUUUCUUUUCUGUAGAGGUCCAUUUGGACUGUAACCCUAAGACAAGCCAGGCCAACUGCUGUUCAGUGAUCCAGAGUGGUGACACUCCAGUCAGCCUCUCUGUGUAAACAUGUGUUUAAUGAAUAUGUAUCCAAAAAGGCUGAAAUACUAGUAAUUUUAAAUUAAACAUCUUCUCACAGAAUUGAUCUACUCAAAGUGUAACUCAACCUUAUACUUCAGCAAUGAGGAAAGGCUGUGUAGUUCUGAUACAUGAAAGAGUUCUCAGUUUAUCAUAAAGAUGGUGGUGUGAGAAGUUCUGGAGGAUGCAGUUUGCACUGUUGGCGUUGUUCUGAGUUGUGUGUCUUUAGUUAGAAGUGAAACACAUACCACAGAAAGAAAACGAUAAUAAAACUGUUCCACCUUCUUUAAACAUG
Molecule: messenger RNA, 1878 nt
Organism: Electrophorus electricus (electric eel)
Lineage: Eukaryota; Metazoa; Chordata; Actinopteri; Gymnotiformes; Gymnotidae
Gene: cnih1
Product: cornichon family member 1
Biological process (GO): vesicle-mediated transport
Source: RefSeq, a predicted model, not a curated record